This is a messenger RNA of Rhineura floridana, 7236 nucleotides long. It is a transcript of the gene CERS6, whose product is annotated as ceramide synthase 6. Lineage: Eukaryota; Metazoa; Chordata; Lepidosauria; Squamata; Rhineuridae. The coding region runs from base 280 to 1440 and encodes 386 amino acids. The record is from RefSeq and is a predicted model, not a curated record. Gene Ontology annotation, cellular component: membrane. Gene Ontology annotation, biological process: ceramide biosynthetic process. The transcript has 10 exons. Gene Ontology annotation, molecular function: DNA binding; sphingosine N-acyltransferase activity.
ACAGGGCGGCCCCUUCCCUCUCAGCGCUAUGCAAGCACAGCCUCCAGGGAGGGAAGCAGGAAGGCUGGGCGGGCCCAGUUCGGCUGCUGUUGCUGCUUAGGGAGGGGUUAAGAGCAGCAUCAGUAGCAGCGGUUUUCUCUGCUCUCGGAUUCAAGGCAUAUUAAGCCAGGCACACUUACGCACACACACGCUUGAGCAUCCUUCUCAACAACAUCGGCAAACCAGAGAGAAGGAGAAAAGGCGACGAGUGGAGGGGAGUCCGAGCCAGACAAAGCAAAGAUGGCAGGGAUCCUUGCUUGGUUCUGGAAUGAGAGGUUCUGGCUGCCGCACAAUGUUACCUGGGCGGAUCUGAAGAGCACCGAAGAAGCCACCUUCCCUCAGGUGGAGGAUCUCUACCUAGCCUUUCCCCUGGCCUUCUGCGUCUUCAUGAUCCGCAUGGUUUUCGAAAGGUUUAUAGCCAAGCCAUGUGCCUUAGGCCUCAAAGUCCAGGCCAAUGGACCACAAAAAGCUCAGCCUAAUGCUAUUCUUGAAAAAGUCUUCACUGCAAUUACAAAGCAUCCAGAUGAGAAGAGACUUGAAGGGCUUUCAAAGCAGCUGGACUGGGAUGUUCGCAGUAUUCAGCGUUGGUUUCGACAGAGACGCAAUCAGGAAAAGCCGAGCAUUCUUAGAAAGUUCUGCGAGAGCCUGUGGAGAUUUACAUUUUACCUUUAUAUAUUCACUUAUGGAUCUCGACUACUGAAAAAGAGUCCCUGGUUGUGGAACACCAGGCACUGCUGGAUUGGAUAUCCAUAUCAGCCACUGAUGCCUGAAAUUCAUUACUACUACAUAGUUGAGCUGUCUUACUAUUGGUCCUUAAUGUUUUCACAGUUCAUUGACAUCAAAAGAAAGGACUUUAGCAUCAUGUUUACACAUCACAUCGUAACAGUCUUUUUGCUAACCUUCUCCUAUACUAUCAAUUUCACACGAAUUGGAUGCCUGACUCUGUGUCUUCAUGAUGCAGUUGACAUUGUGCUGGAGGCAGCCAAAAUGGCAAACUAUUGCAAGUAUCAAAGAUUGUGCGAUUUCCUCUUCCUCAUGUUUGCUGUUGUUUUCAUUAUUACAAGGCUUGGACUGUAUCCCUUGUGGAUAUUGAACACAACAAUAUUUGAAUUGCCUGAAAUUCUUGGUGGUUUUCCUGCCUUGAUGGUCUUUGUCAUUCUACUUCUGGUACUUCAAGUUCUUCACUGUUUUUGGUCCUACCUAUUAGUAAAGGCAGCCUAUAAAGCUGUUUUAAAAGGCAAGGCAAGGGAUGAUCGAAGUGAUGUUGAGUCUAGUUCAGACGAAGAACCUCCAACUCCUCAUUCAAAGAACUCCCACAGCUCAGCCACCACCAAUGGGACAAGCGGAGCGAAUGGAACAAACGGGUACCUAACUGGUGGCAAUUCUGCAGAGGAACACUAAUCCAUGGAUUAAACACGGAUACAUGAACAAAAUGAACUGUUUGCUACUGGACGUAAAUAAGUCGUAAAUGCUGGGUUUUGGUUUGGUUUUGUCUUUUCUUCCUUUCCUUAUUUUUUUCUCAACAGAGAAAAAACACAUGGAGUAUUUAAAGCUUCUGAUAGCGCACUGCUGUGUUUCCUGUUUGUGAAUGACAGCGCCACACCAUUCUGUUAUGUAGGCAUGCUGUAUGUAUAUAUACAUGAGCAGAUGGGAACCGUACUUUCUUCUGUAAUUUUUGACUAUUAUUUAUUUUAUGUCUUAUUUGCAGAUGAAAGGGAACUUCUCAAGAUUCUCUUUCAGACUUCAUCAGGGCCUGAAACUGCCAAUUUAAGGGAUUUUCUGUGCUUUGUUUCUCUAGUCCAGUAUGCAGUGUUAUAGGCAUUCUGUUAGAAUUUCUCUUACAACAAAACUAUGAAAGUUCAUUUUUAGUUCUAGACCUUUUUUAUUGUUGCUAUUUUGUGCUGAAGGAUCCAACUAUAGACAUUGCCAAUACAAAUACGGUCGUCACUUUCCCGUCCCCCAAAGUGAAGUUUUAAAUUGGUGCAGUAAUAUUUUUAAAUCGCUUCCACUGGGGUCAGUGUGGCGGUUCAAGUUAAACCAUAGCUGUGGUUAAACCAUAGAUGGGAUGUUAGCAUUGCUUUAAACUCCAAAGGUGAUGGUGAAUUAGAUCACAGACUUCACUGUUUGUGCAAAUGCCCAAGCUAUAUUUACAUCAAGUAUGAUGAGCUCAUCUUGCAGUUUUAACCUCCAACUUGACUUAAACUUUUUAUGAAGAUGCCUUUUUUUAGCUUCAGACGAAAUGUUUACUUGGGCCCCUAGUCAUAUAUGCAAAAGUUACACAAUAUCGGGGGAAUUAGAACCAGGAUUAAGAACAGAAGCUUGCCAGAAAUAACAUAUACCAGAUACAGUAUAUUAAUGAGAUCUGAGUAUUGCAAUGGCAGAUGAGGUGGUAAACUUGUGUCUGGACUGUACCACUUCAGACUGCAAUUGAGAACUCAGUUGAUUGAAUACUUAGCCAUACAAACAUACUCCAUCUGCAUAGAAACUAGAUGGCGCAAAAUGGGUUCAGGAUAUUCUAGGUUAAAACCCUUCUCUUGACAAUCUAGUCUUCUACAUUCAGGGAAUUGUUUUAUAUGGAGAAGAAUUAAAUCAUGAGUGCCCCCUUGCACUGAUGUGGUACAAUCCAGGCAUGGGUUAUACUUCUUCAUAUCCUUGAUAUGGGUGGUUUGUGUUCUUGGUAGAGUAUGUGGUUGGACACACUUGGGUGGCUCAGACUUUAAGGGUACAGAGUGAUUUUGGUUCUUCUUACUUCUUCAACUUGAUAGUAGGAGGACACAUUACCUAAUACUGGUCCUGGGCUACUCCACAGAAGAGCCCCUGUGGGAACUGUGAUGGCCAUACAAGUCUCAUACCAGUCUCUUCUCAUGGUGUGGGAAAAGAGAUACCUUUCUUAGCUCACAACACUUGCCACAGUUGGUGCCAUUGAGCCCAGCCCAGGAAUAUGAAAAACUGACGGCUGGAUGUACUGCAGUGUGAAUCAACAACAAGUGUCCAAGCCUCCUCUUAAUUACUAGAGAAACAAAGCUGGCAGUAACUUUAACCUUAUUCUUGUUGUUUUCCUGCUAAAGAUUUACCUGUAAGUGUUAGUAUGUUUCUAAAGGAAAUCAGCAGGAAUAACACAAGCGUUAGGUUUUCUAUUUCUUUUAAUUUCCCUGCAUUUGGGGUUUUCUUAUUUCCCAUAAUAUUCUUAGAUAAGGGGACUUUUCCACUACAGUAGAUAUUUCUGUGUUUGGCAAAGCCAGUGUCAGCAAAAGAGACAACCUCUCUUUGGAUGUUUCUGUGUACAGUUUUGUUCUCUGUUGGUGCAAGACACAGAAGUAAUAUGUAUGCCAAAGAACUACAUGCAGGGAAAGAUGGUAAUACACAACAAUUAAUUGCUUGGAAUCAUAAGAACCCUAACUUCAGUCGAAAAUAUUUUGAGCCACAAUUCCUUUUUACUUCCGCACAUCUGCAACUUGAUCACUCCUAACAUUUGCUCAAGCCAUACAGUAUUUUUAAUAUACUGGAUUUAUUAUAUACAUGAGAGAAUUGAAAAGCUAUUGUUUGUUGGAGAGGAAAGAUUAUUUUUCUGACCUCCAUGCCCUGAUCAUCAUUUCUAUUGAGGGUUAGUUCACAUGACCAUUUUUGCAACCAAUCCAAAUUGAAUGCCUUUUUGUUGUUGUUCCCCAGUUGAUGGGGGCAUGCUGGACAAUAUCAGUACCGCUAUGGAUAUCGGAGAUUAAUUACCACUAGAGUUUCUAUUCCCAUACUGUCAUUUAGGAGUUGUGGAUUUGUUCUUAAGUUUGCCUAAUGAAUAAUGCCCUGCGCAGCUUGGCUUUGAGUGCUCUGUGCAGCAAGUCUGCAUGGGUACAAAUGAAAUAAAGUCAAAACAGAUACAUCAGUCGUUUAUAUUCAGUUUUCUGUUAAUUUCACAACAAAUACUGAUUGGGAAGCUAGGACUUUCGAAAUGCUUAAUGGCAUUGCUUAGGAGGGAGUUUUGAACAGAAGUUUGUUUUUACCCCCAGAAUUUGAAAGGUACAACUGACAGCUACCAAUUUUAGCUUCUAUAAAUUAAGCUCGCGUUAUUGCAGUGAAAUGCACACUAAAAGGUUAGUAGGAGGAAGGCGGCUGAACAUUGCCUCAGGCAAUCAGAAAAGUGUUACAAAGCAUGCUAUGAAGUGAAAUAGAUUAUAAAAUGGCAGCUACAGCUUAAUGUAAAAAUAAGGAUAUAGAAGAUUCUCCACAUGUAAUGCUGUUGAUGCAAAUGAAUCCCUUCUGCAAGGAGGGCUUCCCCUGUUCACUUAAACAGAUUGAACUGAAAGGGAAUGCACUUGCACACCCAUAAGCUCAGUGUUAGACUCCCAUUAUUGGGUGAGCAAGGAGGCACUGGAUCCAGGCAAAAAUAAAAUAUGUAAUGAAUCACAGAAAGCCCUUCUAGAAACAAUUGCUAUUCCAUUUCCUGGAUUAGUGUUAUCAACAUUUCAUGUGUUAACAAGCUCUUGUUAGUAAAAAGCCCUUUGGUUUGGUCUCUUUUAGCAUUAGAAUAAAAGACACAGUGAUUGGAAUGUGUAGAGUAGGAAAAAAUGAAGAAAAACAGUGUGUGGAAGUUAGUAGCCAUUAGCUAGAUUAAACGUUUUUUAUUAGCCAGCCCUUGGGAUAGUGAAGUAAGAUCCAUUGUUGUGUGCAUUUACUCAGUUAAGUAUUGGCAUGGAACACACACUUUUAAAAAUGUGUGUUUUAUAUAUAUAUUAAAAAAUGGGACAAAUGAAGAAAGACUAGGUCUCUUCAUGUAUCCACUCGAGGAUGGAUAGAUGGGAUUUAACUUGCAAUCUCCAUUCAGAUUGUGGAGUGCCAGAUUAAAAAUGCCAAAAAGAAAUAUACAUGUAUCCUUGUUGCCAUUUUUUAGUUUGUUCAACAGAUUUCUUCAUUUCUGGUCAUGCAGUUAGUUUGCAUUUUCUCCCCUUUUGUGUAUGUUUAUAUUGGAGUCCUGCUUCACAGAAGACUCUGCAAAUGCAGCAGGAUGCCUGUGCAAGCCUUGGGCUCACUCGCAUUUUCCCCACUGCAUGCAGAAUCUUGAAUAUGAUCUGGGACUUGAGUGCAUAUCUAUGUGAGUAGGCCCAUGCAUGCUUUGUCCAUAGCAUACUUUCACUGGGACUUACUUGCAUAGAUGCUGUUGACGAAGCUGUAGUUCAGCCUUUCCCAUCCUUUGGGUCCCCAGAUGUUGCUGAACUACAACUCCCAUCAGCCCCAGCCAGCAUGGCCAAUAGUCAGGAAUGAUGGGAAUUAUAAUCCAGCAACGUCUUGGGACCCAAAAGUUGGGAAAGGCUGCUCUAGUUGACAUUUAAGAUCCCAUAUUCUAGGAAUAGCCAAUGUAGUGUCUUCCAGAUGUUGGAUUACACCUCCCAUCAUCCCUGACCAUUGGUUACUCUGGCUGGGACUGAAGGGAACUGGGAGUCCAGCAACAUCUGGAUAGCACCACAUUGGCUACCCCUACAAUAAAAGGGAAGGAGCAUGAGUCCAAAUCUCACCUCGUACCCAGCCAUUUGCACAGUUUGCACACUAGUGCCCUCUGUGAACUAGUCCAGAGUUUGUUUAUGGGGGAAAUAUUGAAGAUUGGUUGCUAAUGAUAGUAAGUGAUGUGCACAGAAAGUUUAGCUCCUCUUAGGCAACAUUUACACAACACACUUCCCCCCCUCUUGCUGUCAUUCAGUGAAGCUGGUUUCUUCCUUACAGCUGGUGUGUGGUGGUUGCUACUGUAAUUUGCAAGGAACUAAUGAACAUAUAAACCUUAAAGGCCUGGAUUUUGGAUUAUAGGAAAAGGAGGGUAAUCACCAGUCUUCACACAUCAUCAACAAAUGACAAUAUAUAGGCAUGGAGUUAUGGCAAUUCUUUAUCGAAAGAAUGUCCUUCAAAAGUGCCCUUCCUUUUAAGUCAUUCUGCUACUGGUACUGAGCACGUUGUAACAAACAAGACAAUAAUUGUGUGUGUCAGCGUGCUGUAUUUUGCAAUAAACUAUGGGCAGAUUGUUGUGUAACCAAAUGCCAGCUUGUUUUGAAUGUCUUACAUUGUACAUAGGAAGGCACAGGUUACACAAUAUUCUGGUGGUUCAGGUUGAUAAUCCUUCUGCCAUUCACUUUUGCCGUGUAUGGCUGAGGAUUCUGAAUAUAGGGCUAUUGAUGUCCAUAUUUCUCAUCUCCAAAAAAUCAUACACCAUUAACUUGAACUUUCUGUAAUUCCUACAAAUGAGAAGGAAGAUGGGAUUUCUUUAUUCCCCCAUUGUUAAAUAUUUUGUAUUUAUUAUAUUUAAAUGCUGCCUGAUGUUAUUUCUUCUUGUAUUGAUUACUGAAUACUCAUGCCCAACAAUAAAUUGCAGCAGUUCUGUAUGCCAUUGUGAGAAUGACCAAAAUACUCAAAAUCCACAGUGUUUAAAAAAUAGAGUUGCCUUGAAAUCACAAAUCAAAACUUCAGAAAGACUCUUAUUAAGCCAGAGAUAGGUUGCACUUAGACAUGCUCUUGAGAGCACUUUGUUUUGCUUUGGAUUCUACUGGGAUGCUGCUAAAAGUGCCCAUUUUUAGCUUAUCUUUUUAAAAAGUUGUUGUCUUGUGUUUUCUUGGGAAAGUUAUUUAGCACAUUUUUACUUGAAGGAAGUUCUGAUUGUAAUGACAAUGAAACUGGAGCACCUGACUCUGCUUGUAUAAAGUUCUAUACUUGGGAAAUGGCCUUCACUUAUUUUAAUGGAGCAACGGGAUGUAUGUAUUUUGAUAGUAUUUAUUUCAGCCUUCAUUUUAGCCUAGGGCUUUAGUGAUAGGUUAAAUUUACUAGAACCAUUAGUGAUGGUGAUCAUCUCGAAGAAAGGUGCACACCAAUGUGGUACCCCAGAGGUAUAGUUCCGUUCUCCAUGCAAAGUUCUAAAUAUUGAAAAUAGUAACCAUCAUUAUGUAUUCCGUAUGGUGGUUACCUUCAGCAGGUCAGAUCAGGACAAAAUGGUGCAAUUUUCCAUCUGUGUUUUCAAGACAAUCCAACUGUUUGAGCAACUCUUUGAACUAUGGUAACUUACUACUAUCAGAAAUACAGCAAUGUGUUUAGCCUUGGAUUUUGCUUCUGGGUUUUUAAAUUUUCUUUUUAAAUAUAAAAAUUACAGUUCUUCCUGGAAUAUUUGGAACUGAUCAGUAUUGUGAAUUUUGAUUUGAAAACACUUUCAUAAUAAACACUAAAGUA